Molecule: messenger RNA, 2727 nt
Organism: Botrytis deweyae
Lineage: Eukaryota; Fungi; Ascomycota; Leotiomycetes; Helotiales; Sclerotiniaceae
Exons: 5
Coding region: 1-2727 (908 amino acids)
Biological process (GO): regulation of DNA-templated transcription
Molecular function (GO): DNA-binding transcription factor activity; sequence-specific DNA binding
Source: RefSeq, a predicted model, not a curated record
AUGUCGGCAGAACUCAAGUACAUUGCGGGAAAUCUUCCGGGGUAUCUUCUUGGCGUGUUGCAGGCAGAAUGGCCACAAUAUAACAAGUCAGAACAAUGGGAUAGUUUCAUCAGAGAACAGGAAGUAGGCAUUCUUUCCUCGGCAAAUAUGAUGCAGCUAAAAGAUACAUAUCUACCAUUGCCAAAGCUUAAGGCUAUUGCUUCAAACCUGGGGCUAGCAGAGGGGUUUGGCUUUGUGCAAGAGUUGAAUGGUAUAACUGAUGCCGAGGCUAACAAAUGGGGGUUUCUAAAACGGUUUGGGGUUGGAGUAGAUGAAGAUGUUUCAUUCUGGCUGAGGCUGUUGAAGCAGGUCCGAGAGAAGAGUUCAACAACUAUUUCGAUCAUCAAGCGAUUUCGACUGAGAAAAAAGGUGUUGUCCGUCCCCAAUGUCGUCUUCGAGAUAUACCGACGUCUACAAAAGUACGAUGACGAGUCAGAGAUCAUAGAAAUUAGAAAAGCGUUCGAAUCUGGUCUGAUUUUUAUACCCUCCUACGAGGACGUUCAUGGCGGAAAGUGGAUAUCUAUCAGUUUGUGUGUAUGGAAUGCGCCAGAGUGGUUUGAUCAUCUACCUCGUCUUGAAUCUAUCAAAGAGUAUCAAAAACUACAACCAUUAUUUGUGAAUACACUAGAAGUCUCGAAUGCUAAAUUGAGCCAUUUUAUGGUAUACUUGAGCUGUAUCAAAAAACUCGAAAGUCACAACCCUCAAGAGGAGGCAAAGAUCCCAUUACUAUAUGAAAAGUUUAAAGAAUUGACUAAAGAGGGUGCAAGGCUCAUAGAAACAGAAAACAUAAGGUCGUGGAUCGAGAACAAUAAACUCCUUUACUACCGUCCAAAUAAAUCAUGGCAUGCCCCUUCAUCUUGCAUUUGGGCAACAGAUGAGAUUCAGCUUCCGGGGAAGAUAUCUAUUGCCGCCGAAUACAAGAAGCAAAGCGUCUUUGUCCGAAAAGUGUUAGGAAUCAAGGAACCAAGUCUGGAAAUGCAUAUUCUUGCACUCCAGAAACGCGCGCUCGAGAACCCUACCAAGGAGGGAAUUCUCAAUGAGCUGAAAAAUAUAUGUGCGCUCAACCCUGCAGAUGGUAUACUACGAGACAAGCUAUCCACUUGCAAGUUUCUUCCCGUAUGCGGAACAUCCCAGAUGACCGAAUGGAUGGAUGUCACAAGUAAUUUUGCAAUUAUCGAUCGAAAAGAGUACGGCGACAUCUUCAAGAAUAAGAUAAAUAUUCUUGACUUUUCGCUAGAGGAAGCUCAUUCUAUAAACCCAAUUCUGGUUUCCCUCGGACUUGAAGGGCGAUACAUGUCAAAAUCUGUGAAGGAAGAGACGAAGAUCGCGGAUGGACUGCUGAACGACGCGCUCACGAAAAAUUUGAGAAGAAAAGCUUAUGCUAUUUGUCGGUAUGCUGCCCAUUAUGGGACUAAAGAUGCUAUCUCUGCCUAUCGUUUGCUGCAGACCCUCGAGCUCUUCACUAGCGACAGCAUCACCAAGGAGGUUUCCAUCACACAGAAUAAGAACAUCACAUCGAUCAAAGUUGAUACAGCACUUUUACAUAUCGCGCAAGAUGACAGUAAACUUAAAAUUUACAUACCUAAAGAGCAACAGCAAAGAGAAGUCUGUCUUUCGCGACAGCUGCCUAUUGAAUUGCUCAAGCAUCUUGGCGUCUCCAACUUCCGCAAGGGGGCCGAGCUCGGCCCUAUCAUUACCGCAAAUAGUUUCUUUGCUAUAGAUGCGAUUCUUGACUCUGAUGGAAUUAUCGAUGUACCAGGGAUAUCCCCUCCAAAGGAUUAUAAUGAAAGCGAACCGUUGACACUUGACGUUUCUCAGGAUGUUGUUAGUCCAGCAAUCAACGCUGACAUGGGGAGGAGUGCAGAAUCGCGUGAGGACUCUAAGCACAGUGGCCAUGAUGGAUUCUUCGUCGACGAACAUUUCAAUCGAGUUGAAUCUAUGGAUAGUUCUCUUCCAUUUCGAGCUACAUCCGGCUCCCGCUUCCAUGAAAGUUCCCCUGAGCGACCCGAUCUCUAUAAAGAACUUUUAGAUGCGGUCGUUAAACAAGCUAGUAAAACGCGUGGUAUACCAGUUGCUGGUGAUGUCAUCAUAGCCCCUAUAUGUGCUGGUUUUUCCGUCAAUACAAGUUUAGCUAUUAAUUCAAGUGAGCCUGGAGAGGGUCUAUAUAAGAUAGGGGCAGCUGGAGAAUUGUUUAUGUUCGAAGUAUUGAAAAUUCUAAAUUUGCCUCUAUUUAAUCUUGAGAAUUGGAGGAGCAGUAUCCGACAUCGAGUUACCAUACACGACGACUAUAAAGAUAUGCCAUACUGGAGUGGUCUCGAAACAUUAGAUAUCGUAUAUGAAGACCAUGGUCGAAAGUUAACUGAACUCCUUGUCGCAAACAACUAUUUUGAUCAUGUCGAAAAAUCAGAUGAAAAGUCAGAAGUCAAGCAACUUACCACUUAUUAUAUCGAGGUCAAAACAACUCCUGGACCGCUCACUGCUCCAUUUUACUGCAGUCAAAACCAGUUCGAUAAAAUGGAAAGCAUGAGGCUUCAAGCUGAACAACCACUAAAAGAAGUUUACCUAAUUGCUAGGGUUUUUAAUCUUGGAGCUUCAGGUAUGGGAUACAAGUUGUACGUGGAUCCUGCUGGAUUGCGAAGGAAAGGGCAGCUUAGGUUCGCGGCGGAUAAGUAUGUUGUGACAUUGUAA